GUACAUACAGUAUACAUAUUUAUUCACACAAGUAUUAUCUGAUUGAUUGAUAUGAUCGGCCGACAUCGGCGUGCCCCACUUCGGGACGAAAACGAAAUCGAACGCAAAAGGGCACAAAUGAAUCAUCCUGGGACUGAGCCAAAACGCCAGCCAAGGCGCGGGAUAGCGCUACUAUUACGGGUAAAGAAAGGAGAAUGCCAGGAUCGUCGACCAAUGCAAGGGUUUCCUUCCCAUUCCUGACAGUCUGGAGAUCGACUGGUGUCGCAUUAUUGUUAUCUGAUCCGGUAGUCCAACAUCCCGUGUCUAUCACGUGUCGAUGCCGUGUCCUGUUUGACAGUGACAGUCCCGGAGAACAGCUUCCGAUGAGAAAGAAUACUGAUGAUGAGGGAUAUGUAGAUUUCCGUAUCGAGUAUAAAAAUGAUGUUAUAAUAGCUCUUCCUUCCCUGUCGAUAAAAUCAGCUGAUGGUUGACUGCGACGGCAAAGGGAGGGCAGAAGUUGCAUCCGGAUCUGAUUAGAUUGGUGGGAAUGGUAAUUGUUCGGUAAUCAUCGGUAUUGUAUUGUAGAACAUAAACACACCUGUAGACACUCUGUAGAUGUAAUCAUAUCCUACACAUUAAUAAACUGG
Molecule: messenger RNA, 626 nt
Organism: Aspergillus wentii DTO 134E9
Lineage: Eukaryota; Fungi; Ascomycota; Eurotiomycetes; Eurotiales; Aspergillaceae
Exons: 2
Coding region: 195-470 (91 amino acids)
Source: RefSeq, a predicted model, not a curated record